Vespa mandarinia (Asian giant hornet) is the source of this 2189-nucleotide messenger RNA. RefSeq names its product serine protease gd. Gene Ontology annotation, biological process: proteolysis. The record is from RefSeq and is a predicted model, not a curated record. Gene Ontology annotation, molecular function: serine-type endopeptidase activity. Lineage: Eukaryota; Metazoa; Arthropoda; Insecta; Hymenoptera; Vespidae.
UCUCCCUCUCUCCCUCGGAUAAGAGAAAAAUAAAUAUAUCCAAACGACAUUGAACUUGUUUUCAGUUGAUGUUUCUUAACGGAGAGAGAGAGAGAGAGAGAGAGAGAGAGAGAGAGAGUGUGUGUGUGUGUGUAUCGUAGACAAUGUCUAAAAGGAUUUUGUUCGAUCUAAAUAAUCAACAUCAAUGAUCUAAAUUACGAGAUAGAUAUCAAUUGAAAAAAUUAUCGUACAAUAAAUUAUUCUUUUAAUCUGUGAUAUUAGAGAAGAAAGGAUCAAAGGAGAGUUACUUUGGUGCGAGUUUUUAUUUAUUGACGAUUACUAAAAAUUGAACAUGUGACAAAAAAGGAUAAUAAUAAUGAUGACCACGAUGAUGAUGAUGAUGAUGAUGAUGAUGAUGAUGAUGAUGAUGAUGAUUAUAAUUGUUCUGAAAUUAUAAUAUGAUUCUUAGUUCUAUCGAAAGUUCACUGUCCUUUUAACAAAAAUUAUCGUAUUAAGAUUAACAAAAUGAUCAACGAGAUUGCAAAGCUUAUAUUUCUUCUCCAUCAUCUAUUGUUUUUGUUAAAUGGAGUAAUGGCCGUCAAAUCACCAUGCCCGGAAUAUUUUCGUUAUAUACGUAACAAUAAUUUCGAGGAUAUGGGACAAGUGGAAAUACCAUGGCCACCGAGAAAUAUGGCGUUGCAUUUGAAAAUAGAAUUAACCGUGGCAACGUCUUUACCAUCGAAAUAUGUCGGACGAUUGGAAUUGGCACAAUCAAAAGAAGAAUCAGUUAGAGCCGUUCAAGAGGGAAGAUCAUUAUUUUAUUUAGUUCAUUUUCCAAUAAGUCAGCCAUUACCGAUUCUAACAAAUAUAUGGUUCAAUGAACAACUAUACUGCAGUGGUCCGCGUGCAUUGGGACGAAUCGUGACAUCCAUUGUUUUGGAACAUACGCUUUUUCCACCAAGGAUAUUAACUAUCUCACCUAAUCAAGGAAACAAUCUUAAUACACAACCGAAUUUCAAUGAUUUUAUACCGUUCAAUCAAAUCUGGUCUCCGUCAUUGAUAGAAGAGUCACCAUCACCACUACCAUCACCAUCACCACCACCACCACAACCGCCGCCAUCAUUGUCACCGCCACGACCAUCACCACAACCAUCACCACAACCAUCACCACCAUUAUUCCCAAUACCAAGCAAAAUGUUUUCAGAAAACAAACCCUUGAAUGAUAACGGCGAUGACAACUGUGGUCGUGUUAAUAUCCCAGAUAACAAUAUUAAUCCUUUAAUAGCCAAAGGUUUGGAGACAACUCCAGGUCAAUGGCCUUGGUUGGUCGCCAUUUUUGUCGUGAAGAUACAAUUUGAAUUUCAUUGUACUGGUACUCUGGUUACGAAUAAGCACAUUGUUACAGUGGCACAUUGUACAAGAUUAGAUGACGUAAUCUUACCAGCCAGUACAAUGCUCGUUUCAUUAGGACGUUAUCGUUUACGAGAUUGGAGAGAAGAAGGAUCGGUUAAUCGAGAAGUGAAAGAAUACAAAUUACAUCCAGAUUACAAGGGUGAUAUUAAAGAUCCAACUGCUGAUGCUGAUUUAGCUGUAAUAACAUUGUGGGAACCAGUCGAAUUUUCUGAUUUUAUCAAACCAAUUUGUCUUUGGUCUGGAUCAAAUGAUCUACGUGAUAUCGUUGGAUCCAAGGGAUAUGUUAUUGGUUGGGGUCAAGAUGAAUUUGGUAAAUACUUGACUAAUCCUCACAUGGCCAUUGUACCAAUUGUAUCUCAGGAAGAUUGUCUCUGGAGUAAUGCAGGUUUUGUCGCUUUUACAUCCAAUCGUACUUUCUGUGCUGGUUCUAGAAAUGGUAUUGGACCAUGUAAUGGUGAUAGUGGAAGUGGUUUGGUGAUACGUAAAACAGAUGGACGUUAUCAAUUACGUGGUGUUGUUUCACGCUCUAUUUUAGAUAGAAGUACAAUGUCCUGUGACCUUAGCCAUUAUGUUGUUUACGUCGACGUAGCAAAACACUUAGAUUGGAUACGUUUGCAAAUAACUUUGUGAAGUUAAAUUUGAUAAGACAAAAAUCGAGUAAAUCCAGAUGAUAUGGGCUGGAGAUUAUGAAAGCAGUCUAAUUCAUAUAUUUUUCAUAAUAUUUGUAUUUGAAUUAUUUAAUAAUUAUCAUUUUCUAUGAUGACAACAUAUAGAAAAAAUAAAUAUAUAUAUUUUUA